Messenger RNA from Micropterus dolomieu (smallmouth bass), 4354 nucleotides. It is a transcript of the gene cul5b, whose product is annotated as cullin 5b. Lineage: Eukaryota; Metazoa; Chordata; Actinopteri; Centrarchiformes; Centrarchidae. The transcript is spliced from 19 exons. Gene Ontology annotation, molecular function: ubiquitin protein ligase binding. Gene Ontology annotation, cellular component: SCF ubiquitin ligase complex; Cul5-RING ubiquitin ligase complex. Gene Ontology annotation, biological process: SCF-dependent proteasomal ubiquitin-dependent protein catabolic process; protein ubiquitination. The record is from RefSeq and is a predicted model, not a curated record. Bases 1071 to 3395 code for a protein of 774 amino acids.
AGUGUUCCCUUUAUUUUUUUGAGCAGUGUAUUUAAUCUAGUCACUUUUCCAGCAUAAACAUAGUACAUACUCACGUCUGCUUAGAUUUUGUGUGUAUUAAGGAACUGGGGCACAACUACUGGCAUAACACAGGCAACGAAAAGAUGCUAUUAGUGGGGAAAAAUAGGAUUGUGUGUUUUCGUGUUUUUGUUGAGCCAGACUUUUAGUUUGCUGCAUCAAUUUUGUCCUCUUCUGUCUCUUGUGAGGCCCCCAAUUUUCUGUAAGUCCAAUAUUUCAUUGGAGUAACCCUUUUAAUCAACUUUAUGCCAAUAAUACUAACAUUAUUCUUCAUCACCAUUUAAUUGGCAGAGUAUUAUCUAGAUUGAUUCAUCUUUUAGGUCGAUAAAAUGGUGAAAAAUCCUGAUCACUGUCUUCUAAAGGCCAAGGUUACAAAUACAACAUGCUUGUUUGAUCUGACCAACAGUCCAUAGCCCAAAGAUAUUCAGUUUACUAUCACAAAAGACAAAGAAAAGCUACAACUCCUAACAAUUGUCAAUUAAGCAAAUAAUUGUUUCAGGUCAACCUUAGUCUUCAUCCACUGAAACAUACAUUGCUCCAAUUUCAAAUGUUGAAAUUUUGCAGAAAUAAUUGCUGUCUAACACGUUACACCAAAAUCUACCCACAGGUGCUCAGUUUGGUUGAGAUCUGGUGACUGAAGGCUGUAGCUUUCACAUCCUUUUCAUACUCAUCAAACCAUUCAUUGAGCCCUCGUUCCCUGUACGGAAGCAUCUGCAUUUUUUUAUGGUUCUUCACUCACUGAUCCAGAUUUUUCCUUCAGUUUGUCACUCAUCUAUGUGUGCCAGAUUUCAUAUAGAAUUCAAUCAACUAUUACUACUACAACACAUCCAUCCACAAGUCUUGAAUGUUUUACAACCGGAAACGUAUCAUACUCUUGGGCAGCUUCUGAUACAAAUCGGAGAAAGUAAUCCAGGUAGAGCUGGAAUGAUUAGCUGAUUAAUCAAUACUUGAUUGACUGCCCGAAGAAUAAUUGGAACAAAGGCUCCCUUCAAUUUGAGGAUAAAUGGGACCUGAUGCGUCCCAUAGUUUUGAAGCUGCUACGGCAGGAGUCGGUCACCAAACAACAGUGGUUUGACCUGUUCUCAGACGUCCAUGCUGUAUGUCUGUGGGAUGACAAAGGUCCAGCUAAGAUCCACCAGGCCCUCAAAGACGACAUCCUUGAUUUCAUCAAACAAGCACAGGCACGGGUGUUGAGUCACCAGGAUGACACGGCGUUGCUGAAGGCCUAUAUUGUGGAGUGGAGGAAGUUUUUCACACAGUGUGACAUCUUGCCCAAGCCCUUCUGUCAGCUGGAAAUCACACUGAUGGGCAAACAAGGAAGCAACAAGAAGUCCAACGUGGAGGACAGCAUAGUGCGCAAGCUGAUGCUAGACACGUGGAACGAGUCCAUCUUCUCCAACAUUAAAAACAGGCUACAGGAUAGCGCCAUGAAGCUUGUCCACGCUGAGAGGCUGGGAGAGGCCUUUGACUCCCAGCUGGUCAUCGGAGUGCGGGAGUCUUACGUGAACCUGUGCUCCAACCCUGAUGACAAGCUGCAAAUCUACAGGGACAACUUUGAGAAAGCAUAUAUGGAUUCUACUGAGAGGUUCUACAGAACACAAGCACCCGCCUACCUCCAGCAAAAUGGGGUCCAAAACUACAUGAAAUAUGCGGACUCAAAGCUGAGGGAAGAGGAGAAACGUGCACUGAGAUACCUGGAGACGAGACGUGACUGUAAUUCUGUACAGGCAUUAAUGGAGUGUUGCGUCAAUGCACUGGUAACAUCAUUCAAGGAGACCAUCUUAGCCGAGUGUCCAGGCAUGAUCAAACGAAAUGAGACAGAGAGUGAGUACGGCAGGACUGCUCCCACCAAAGGCACAGCCAGCUCAGAGUUGCAUCUGAUGUUCUCUCUUAUGGACAAAGUGCCCAGCGGCAUCGAACCUAUGUUGAAGGACCUGGAGGAGCACAUCAUGAGCGCUGGCCUGGCUGAUAUGGUGGCCUCAGCAGAGACGAUCACCUCUGACUCAGAGAAAUAUGUGGAGCAGCUGCUCACCUUGUUUAACCGUUUUAGUCGUCUGGUGAAAGAGGCCUUUCAGGACGACCCACGCUUCCUGACAGCGAGAGACAAAGCAUAUAAAGCUGUUGUGAAUGAUGCCACUAUAUUUAAAUUAGAACUUCCAUUGAAACAGAAAGGGGUAGGUCUGAAAACUCAACCAGAGUCCAAGUGUCCAGAGCUGCUGGCCAACUACUGUGAUAUGCUCUUGAGGAAGACCCCACUGAGCAAGAAGCUCACAUCUGAGGAGAUUGAGGCCAAGCUCAAGGAAGUGCUUUUAGUGCUGAAAUAUGUCCAGAACAAAGACGUGUUCAUGCGCUACCACAAAGCCCACCUGACCCGUCGACUCAUCCUGGACAUCUCAGCAGACAGCGAGAUCGAGGAGAACAUGGUGGAGUGGCUCCGGGAAGUAGGAAUGCCUGCUGACUAUGUCAACAAGCUGGCCAGGAUGUUUCAAGACAUCAAGGUGUCAGAGGACCUCAACCAGUCUUUCAAAGAGAUGCACAAACAUAACAAGCUCGCUUUACCAGCUGACUCGGUCAACAUAAAGAUCCUGAACGCUGGAGCGUGGUCGAGGAGCAGCGAGAAGGUUUUCGUCUCUCUACCUACAGAGCUGGAAGAUUUGAUACCAGAGGUAGAAGACUUCUAUAAGAAGAACCACAGUGGCAGGAAGCUUCACUGGCAUCACCUCAUGUCCAACGGCAUUAUAACGUUUAAGAACGAGGUGGGACAGUAUGACCUGGAGGUGACCACCUUCCAGCUGGCUGUGCUGUUUGCCUGGAACCAGAGGCCCAGGGAAAGGAUCAGCUUUGAAAACCUCAAGCUAGCAACUGAGCUGCCGGACGCCGAGCUGCGACGCACACUCUGGUCUCUGGUGGCGUUUCCUAAACUCAAGCGGCAGGUGUUGUCGUACGACCCAGUGGUGUCUUCACCAAAAGACUUUGCAGAAGGAACACUAUUCUACGUCAACCAGGAGUUUUCUCUCAUAAAAAACUCAAAGGUUCAGAAAAGGGGGAAGAUUAACCUGAUUGGUCGGCUGCAGCUCACCACAGAACGAAUGAGAGAGGAGGAGAACGAAGGCAUCGUCCAGCUCAGGAUACUAAGAACACAGGAGGCCAUAAUCCAGAUCAUGAAGAUGAGGAAGCGCAUUAACAAUGCUCAGCUACAGACGGAGCUGGUGGAGAUCCUAAAGAACAUGUUUUUACCUCAGAAGAAGAUGAUCAAGGAGCAGAUCGAGUGGCUGAUAGAUCACAAGUACAUAAAGCGGGAUGAGACCGAUAUAAACACCUUCAUCUACAUGGCAUAGCACAGCACAUUAGGAUGACUCGUGUUGACUUUGGUUUCAGUGGAUCAGGCCUGAUGGACACUAGGAUACUUCCAGGCUCCCCGUCCUCUUAUUUAAAAACAAAAAUCUAAUCCUGUGCAGGGAGGCAUGAAUUAAAGACUGAGACCUACCUAUUUAAAAAUAAGUGGAACUUCCUGCCUUAAAGUUGUACAAAGAAAAAAAGGAGAAUGCAGCAGUUGCAGUGGGAGUCUUCACCAAGUGGUUAUAACUGUUUUUAGUUGGAGGGAGUUUCCUUGCUGUCCAGAUGAGGCUGUUAAUUGUUAAUGGUCUGUUUUUGAUGCCAUGGUGUGUCAUCUGGGCAGCUACUACAACACUCAAUGCUCAUGCUAGUCUAAAAGGCAUGCUGACAGGAAAAGCUGAGGAACUUUGGAUCUCAAAAUAUCUGCAGUCCAGUUUUAAUCCACGUCAAACCCAGACCAUCGGAACAUUGAACAAAACGCCGUCCUCUUCGCUCAAAGGCGAUGCUGCUUUAACCAAGCUACUUGGUUUGCUGCGGGGGCCCUGAUGCUGUCUUGGCUCUCUGCAGUCAUAGCUAAAGUGAUCAAACACUCAAUCCGGACAUUCAGUGUGUGUAAAGAGCCAGAUAAGCACUUCACAGUUUGCAGGACUGAACCAGACGUAGAGCCAGCUCCAACUUCAUCAAGCCCUGGGUAAAAAGGAGAAUGUGGAGCAAAAAUCAUAUUUCUAUAAUCCAGAAUAAUUUCCCUCUACCAAAUGUACCCAGGGACAGAGGUGAUGUUAGAGUCACACCGGGAUUUCAGCUCGUGUUUCUGACAGCUCUCUUUUCUGCAGGAAACAUGGGAGAAGAGGCUGAGGUCAGUAUUACACAUGGUAAAAUACUACAGCUCAAAGCUAGGAGAGUACCAUGAGAUGUGAAUAAUGAAAUGAUUAAAUAAACAGCACCUUAUUAUUAAACAAUA